UGGGUCACAACGAACACGGACCGUGUUUCUGACGGACAACAACAAGACGCUCCAGCUGACUUCUCGUACCUGUCGUAACUUCGUAAAAUCUCGGAUUUAAAGUAAUUGUCAUCCAGACUCUUGUGUUUGAAGGGUCUCAGCAGACGGAUAAAUGUCUGAUGCACCAGAACUUCCUAAAAAAGAAGAAGAAGAAGAAGAAGAAGAAGAAGAAGAGGGGGAGGGUACACCUGAACCAGAGGAGCAAUCUGACGACAGCAGUGGGGAAGAGGCUGCAGGAGACACAGAGAUGGACUUCCUGCGUAACCUCUUCUCCAGCACCCUGGGCCUCGGCUCACCUGACAAAGUUCUGGACGAGUUGACUCUGGACGGAGUUGCACGAUACAUAAAGAGCGGCAAAUGUACAAACAUCAUCUGCAUGGUUGGAGCAGGAAUCUCCACAUCGGCGGGGAUCCCGGAUUUCCGCUCGCCAGGAACCGGCCUGUAUGCAAACCUGCAGAAAUAUAACCUGCCUUACCCGGAGGCCAUCUUCCAGAUCGAGUACUUUAAGAAACAUCCAGAGCCUUUCUUUGCCUUGGCAAGAGAGCUUUACCCCGGACAGUUUAAGCCGACGAUCUGUCACUACUUCAUGAAGCUGCUGAAGGACAAGGGGCACCUGAGACGCUGCUACUCACAGAACAUUGACACUCUGGAGCGCGUGGCCGGGCUCGAAGGAGACGAUCUCAUAGAAGCUCAUGGAACCUUCUACACCUCCCACUGUGUCCGCUGCCGCAUGGAGUUCAACCUGCAGUGGAUGAAAGAUAAAAUCUUUUCUGAUGCCAUUCCCCGAUGUGACAAGUGCAGCAGUUUGGUGAAGCCAGAUAUCGUCUUCUUUGGAGAGAAUCUACCCGCCCGGUUCUUCACUUCCAUGAAGCAGGACUUUCCUCGCUGUGAUCUUCUCAUCGUCAUGGGGACGUCUCUGCAGGUCCAGCCGUUUGCAGGUCUGGUCGGCAGAGUUUCUAACAGUUGCCCCAGACUGCUCAUCAACAUGGAGAAGGCCGGGCAGGCGGGCCCUCUGUUGGGGUUGAUGGGUUUUGGAGGAGGGAUGGACUUUGAGUCAGACAAGGCGUACAGAGAUGUAGCUCACAUCAGCACCUGUGAUGACGGAUGUUUGGCUCUCGCUGAGCUGUUGGGGUGGAAGGACGAGCUGGAGGAAUUGGUGAAGCAGGAGCACGCCAGGAUCGACAGUCGGGACGAGAAGGAGAAGGCCAGCGAGAAGGAAGCAGCUGCAGCCGAGACGAGCUCUGCAGCCGCGGCACCAGAGCGCCGCGAGGAAGAGUGACUCGAAGAGAAGCUUCUGUAGUGAUGUCACAGUUAAAGGGUGAUGAUGACGGGGGGGUUUGUUUGUCUGUCACACCUGACAUCCUUUUUAUGCUUCUGUUUCUCAGCAUUUGCACUUUACUGACAUGAAUCUACUUUCCUAUAGUUUGUUGCAUCAGCUGACAUCUGUCUCCGCUGGAUACAGUGAACUCGAUGCGUGCAGAUGUUCCUGCAACAAGGCGGUGUGGGGUUGACUCUGUAUUUGGGCCGAGCCGCAGUUUAAACUCAGAAGAUAACCGGGUCAGUGUGGAUCGUAUCUGGUUAAUGACCUCUAAAAAGUAUCAAAUGUAUCACAGAAUAAACUUCCUGAAGAGCGGCGGUGGUUGUAAAUAUUACAGUUUUAACAUGUUUUAACGGUUUCUUUCAACACGAUGUUUACGAGGCAACGUGUGUUUCCAUAAUCUCACAGGCUGUACGUGGUGCACAACUCGCCGCUGCUCAAGUCUUUAAAGAGUUCUGCAGAAACAGCAAAAGAAUAAAAGUUCAGUUUUAUUUUCAGUUGAAAUGCAAAGACAUUCACACGACGAUGUGAGACCCUGAGAAGAUGUAUGUUUACUAACACGGUGUCUUAUGAUGAUGAUAUAAAUACAGUGUUUGUUUGUCUGCAUGAGCUGUCGCAUCAUGAAAUAAGAAAACAUAUUAACACAUCUGUACAAAGUAAUGGAAACAAUGCAAAUAUCCUGCAAUAAAUUUGACCUUUGUAAAGCUGA
Messenger RNA from Cottoperca gobio, 2066 nucleotides. It is a transcript of the gene sirt2, whose product is annotated as sirtuin 2 (silent mating type information regulation 2, homolog) 2 (S. cerevisiae). Bases 152 to 1318 code for a protein of 388 amino acids. The transcript has 16 exons. Gene Ontology annotation, cellular component: nucleus. The record is from RefSeq and is a predicted model, not a curated record. Gene Ontology annotation, molecular function: NAD+ binding; transcription factor binding; histone deacetylase activity, NAD-dependent. Lineage: Eukaryota; Metazoa; Chordata; Actinopteri; Perciformes; Bovichtidae.